GCUGAUUGGAAUGACGUUCAACACUUGCAAAAGGCUGGAUUCUAACGGUAAAAGAGCGACUGGUACUUCUUGUGAACAUGCAGCAGUGAGUGUUGGAUUAGGAUCCUGCUCCCAAGCUCGGAGAGCAUGUGGAAGAAGGCGUGUGCGUGCUGGAGCAUGUGUGUUUGCAUCUUAAGCCAAGUACAGCACAAUAUGGGCCGCCGUUCGCCCACACUUGUGUGAUUGGGUUUGGACUUGUGUUGAUAAGGCGACGUCCUGGACAUGAGACAUGAGCUCCACAUCCUGAUCAACAUGCUCAAGAGAGUCUUCAUUGACAAACAGUUCAUGGAGAAGAUCCAAAGGUCCCUCGUGAACAAACUCAUCCCAGUCUCCCUUCAAACUCAUCCCAGUCUCCCUUCUUUGAACUUCAUUCUCCACAUCCUUGCCUGUCAGUCGAACAAGGGCAAAGACACAUUUUAUUAGAUUUUUUUUUAAAACCUUAUUUUCUGUCCCGCAUUAUCCUCUCUCAUCACCCCGUAUUUGUUCCCCUCAUGGGCGCAAUAACAGACGGCAGGAUCAUCUUGCUUUCAUCAGCCCUGAGAACCUCUUCCGAGCCCUAACCGCCUCACCAAAGCACCAACACCAGUACCAGCGCACCCGAUGGAGACAAAAGACAUGAUGAUGACGAGCGUGUUGACAAAGGACAAAUGGGAGACCGAGGCCGAGAGAGGCAUAGGGGGCAAGGACGUGAAAACAGAAGAGGAAAGGACGCAGGAGGAAAACUGUCGACUGAUGCUGGCUGACGGUCUUGCUGAGAGAGGACCCAAGAGUGUGAGCUCGGCUUCUGGUCCACAGGUGUCCAACGGCUUCACCACGUCCAGCACUCAGAGCUCAAAGGAGGGAGCUUCCUCCGCAGGUGCGGCCUCCGGGCCUGCAGGCGGCACCGGGUCGUCUGCGCCAGUGGGAGGCCUCAGGACUCUCGUGGUCCAGCAAACCAGCCUCGACCGUCCCAGAGAGACCUGGAGCAAGAAGAUGGACUUCUUACUCUCUGUGAUUGGCUACGCGGUGGACCUGGGCAAUGUCUGGCGUUUCCCCUACAUCUGCUACCAAAAUGGAGGAGGUGCCUUUCUGCUGCCCUACCUGUUGAUGGCGGUGUUUGGAGGUGUGCCUCUCUUCUACAUGGAGCUGGCGCUCGGUCAGUUCCACCGCAAUGGCUGCAUUUCCAUCUGGAAACACAUCUGCCCCAUCUUCAAAGGUAUAGGCUUUGCCAUCUGCAUCAUAGCCCUCUACAUAGCCUUCUAUUACAACACCAUCAUGGCCUGGGCCUUGUACUACCUGUUGUCGUCAUUCCAGCCCACCCUUCCCUGGACCACCUGCACCAACAGCUGGAACACGGCCAACUGCAACCGUUAUAUGUCCACCGACCACAACGUUUCGUGGUCCAACUCCUCCACCUCCCCCGCCGAGGAGUUCUAUACUCGACACGUGUUGCAGGUCCACCGCUCUUCAGGUCUGCACCAGUUAGGUUCUGUCAGCUGGCAGCUGGCCCUCUGCCUGCUCUUCAUCUUCACCAUCGUCUACUUCAGCAUCUGGAAGGGAGUCAAGACUUCUGGAAAGGUGGUGUGGGUGACCGCCACGUUUCCUUAUCUGGUCCUCCUGGUGCUGCUCGUCCGUGGGGCCACUCUCCCAGGGGCGUGGAGGGGAGUGGUCUUUUAUCUGAAACCUGAUUGGGAGAAACUGCUCAGCACUACCGUGUGGAUUGACGCGGCCGCUCAGAUCUUCUUCUCGCUGGGUCCGGGCUUUGGGGUGCUCCUUGCCUUUGCCAGCUACAACCCAUUUCACAACAACUGCUACAAAGACGCACUGGUCACCAGCUCGGUCAACUGCCUCACCAGCUUCCUCUCCGGCUUUGUGAUUUUUACUGUGCUGGGCUACAUGGCCGAGAUGAGGCAGCAGGAUGUGGACGCAGUUGCCAAAGAUGCUGGACCCAGUCUGCUUUUCAUCAUUUACGCAGAAGCCAUCGCUAACAUGCCUGCUGCAACCUUCUUUGCCAUCAUCUUCUUCCUCAUGAUCAUUAUGUUGGGCCUGGAUAGCACGUUUGCCGGCUUGGAGGGGGUGAUCACCGCCAUGCUUGAUGAGUUCCCCAAUGUCCUGGUUAAAAGAAGAGAGUGGUUUGUCUUCGGCCUGGUGUGCGUCUGCUAUCUGGGGGCGCUUUCCACUCUCACAUAUGGUGGAGCUUUCGUGGUGAAGCUGUUUGAAGAGUACGCCACAGGUCCCGCAGUCAUCACGGUGGUGCUGCUGGAAGUCAUUGCCGUUUCCUGGUUCUACGGAACCAACCGUUUCUGCAACGACGUCCAGGUCAUGCUUGGUUUCUACCCGGGAUGGUUCUGGAGGAUCUGCUGGGUCGCCAUCUGCCCCAGCUUUCUGCUGUUCAUCAUCAUCAGUUUUCUGGCCUUCCCUCCAGAGGUCAAGCUGUUUGACUACCAGUACCCACCUUGGACCACAGUGCUUGGCUACUGUAUCGGGGUGUCCUCGUUAAUCUGUGUCCCUGCUUACAUGGUCUACCACCUAAUCAAUACCAAGGGCACACUCAAACAGCGUCUGUCAAAGAGCAUCACUCCAGAGCCCAGCAAUGACCAACACAGAGGCUUCAUAGUCACCAACGCAGUCUGACUUGAACCCCAACGCCAUUCCAGCCACUUCGAGUGCCCUCUUCCGGUUCCCCUGUAGAACAAGGAGGCUACCUUUCACCGCUUUGGCCUCUUUUUCAUACGUUUCUUGCACAUGAUGUCUUUGUAACCCUUCGACAUGCGGCUGGACGUAAUGUAGGUGAAGACAGGCUCCAUCGACCUUACCUAGCUUUGUUAAGUUCAGGUUCGUGAACGGCGUCCAUUUCUUUCUUCAGGUAACAUAACGCUAUUUCGAUGCAAUCGUGUAAGACUCGUGUUCAUGCACAUAAGCUAUGUUGUGAUCGUUUCAUUACGCGGGCCCGUAGUCCUUCCCUUUCAUGCUGAUUUUAACAACAUACCAAUAAGUUAUGCAUUGUACAUGUAGCAAAAUGCAGAUAUUAUCUUUCUUAUAUUUACUGCGGAAGCCAAAUAUGACAUUUGUUCUGUUUCAAGCGCUCAUGUUCCAUUCACGUUGGACUGUAAGGACAGAUUUGCAAUGGGUUCUCUACACUGUGAAGCAGUGUCUGCUUAUAACGUCUUUGUACUGCACAAAUGCGUGCGUGCGUGCGUGUGUGCGUGCGUGUGUGUGUGUGUGUGUGAGACAGAAGGACAGUCGUAACGGCCGUGUGUUUAUCUUGUCAUGCGUCGGCAUCCUGUCACCUUGACCUCGUCAUACUUGCGUUAUUUUAUGACAAGACUUGUUUGCUUGCUAGUGUUCACCCUGCAGAGUCGUCAGUCAUAGAAACCAAAUAUGAAGCUGACGCUUAGGUCGACUCUCUCCUUACCACCAAAAUUGUGCGUGUUUGUGCGUGAGAGAGAAAGCGAGUCUUAAGACUUCAAAUAUGGCAAGUACUGUACCGCCACGUGUGUAUUUCCUCGUCUGUGUGGUACCGGUGUAAUCUAUCCUGUGAAUACCUGUUUCCUCCUCUUAUGGAUGUGUGAAUGUGUGUGUUCUGUUGGUGCUGGUUUGCCUUUCAGUGUGCGCUGAGACACGUGCGAAUCGAUGGGUAUGCAGGGGCGGUCGGCCUCAGUGCGCAUGCCGUGAUAUCUACGUAUGUGUCUACUGUACUUGAGGUGCGUGCGUGGGAUUGGGAGAGUGUGCAUGUCUAGAAAAUGUGGUCUCUCGUUGUCGUCAACUGCCAAUCUAUUUAAUGAAGGACGUAAACUCCCUCUAGUAGCUCCGCAGCUUAUAGAAAGUCUAUGUAUGUCCACAAGACUAUCCCUGUAUAGAAUAAAGACAUAGAAAUAUAUGGCAAAUAAUAGAUAAUAAAGAUA
Molecule: messenger RNA, 3923 nt
Organism: Dunckerocampus dactyliophorus (ringed pipefish)
Lineage: Eukaryota; Metazoa; Chordata; Actinopteri; Syngnathiformes; Syngnathidae
Gene: slc6a4a
Product: solute carrier family 6 member 4a
Exons: 15
Coding region: 640-2652 (670 amino acids)
Biological process (GO): serotonin uptake; sodium ion transmembrane transport
Cellular component (GO): neuron projection; membrane
Molecular function (GO): serotonin binding; serotonin:sodium:chloride symporter activity
Source: RefSeq, a predicted model, not a curated record